CUAACCUCAAAUAUGAAAAAAAAAUAUAAACAAACAUGAUGAAAAAAUAUAAUAAGCGUUUGUAUAAUUUAAUUAUAAAAUAAUAUUAAUUUAAUAACAUUAUAAUCUAUUAACAAUUUAAUAUGGAUUUAAAUGCAAAAAGGUUUAAAGUUUCUGAUGAAACAAAUUUUAAUUUAUUAAAUACAAUGUGUAAUAAUUUUUUAAUGAACAACAUAGCAAUAGAAUUUCAUGACGAGGAUUUUAUUAAAAAAAUCACCUACAAUGAAAUAGAAAAUACAAAAUCGGAAAUAAAAGAUAUUUUAUUAAAAAUUAAUGGCUCACAAUUUAUAGCUAUAGAUUUGGAGAUAGAGAAUUUUUGCAUUCCAUCUUUAAUUUUAGGAAUACUAUCAACCGGUCGUGGUUUUUUAAAUAUUUCACCAUUAUCAUCUUUGGAUUUAUGUUCUCGAUUAAAAGUUCAGUAUUUAUUUACCAAAACUACAAUUCCCGAUGCAAAAUUGAUUCAACAUUUAAAUUGUCACGGAGAGAAUAUUCAAUUAGUAAAAUUAAAAUUUACUCAUCUUGAAGAGAGUUUUUAUAAAAAUUAUUUUACCUACGCAAUCACUACUUCAGGAACAACGGGUAUUUCAAAAAUUGUAAAAGUUCCUCAAGCGAGUAUAAUGUACAAUAUUUUCGAUUUAAGGACUCGAUUUUCCAUUAAUGAAAGAGAUAAAAUUGCACAACUUACGCCUCUGACUUUUGAUCCAUGUAUAGUGGAAAUAUUUUUAGCAUUAUACAGCAAUUGUACACUUUUCAUGGCAUCACGAAAUUUACAAAAUAAUUCGAGAAAACUUUUGGAAAUUAUGGAUCGUGAAAAAGUCACAUUAUUUCAAACGACACCAUCUCUUUUAUUUGGAAAAUUUGCAAAAAUUGACUUGAAACAUGGAAUAUUAGGCGAAAGAAGUAAUUUAAGAAUUUUGUUACUUGGAGGUGAACCUUUUCCAAAAAUCAGUGCUCUUGAAAGUAUCAAAGACAAACAAAAUAAAACGAGAAUAUUUAAUAUCUAUGGAAUUACGGAAAUUUCCUGUUGGGCAAGUAUCGUGGAAUUUAACAAAGAAACAGAAAAUGAUAUUUCUCAUGGAUUUUUGGGCGAUCCACUUUUUGAGACACUUUUCGAAGUGAGAACUGAGGAUGAUAAAAUUGUCAAAGAAGGAGAAGGAAUUUUAUUCAUUGGUAGCCAAAAAAGGAUUUGUUUAAUAGAUGAGGAAAUAAAUGUAACUUCCCCGGUUUUUCGGAAUACAGGAGAUAAAGUUAAGAUUGAUAACACUAAACGAGUCUUUUAUAAAGGAAGAAAUAAUAAAAUAAUAAAAAGAUUCGGAAACAAAGUCGAUCUAAGUAAAUUAGAAAAUGCUAUUUUAAAAUUAAAAUCAAUUCAAAAUUGCUGUUGCAUUUGGAAUGAAAAUGAACAAAAGUUACACGUCUGCGUCACACCAGUAUUAAAUUUCAAAGAAGAAAAUAUUCUAAAACUCGAUCUGAUGAGUCAUCUACAAACACUUACAAGUAUUUAUCGUCCCGAUGAAAUUCAUAUAAUCAACAAUUUUCCACUCACUGAAAAUGGAAAAAUUUGCUAUCAAUCUUUAAAGAAAAUUUGUAUUGAGAAACAUAAAUUAUUCAACAAAAACUUAGAAAGUAUUUUUUCUAAUCUAUGGAAAUUACUAGCCGGUUCAUUUGAAUGUGGUUUUAUUAAAUCAGGUGGAAAUUCAGUUGCUGCAUUACAAAUUGUAAAUUCCCUUUCGGAAAAAUUCCAACAAGAAUUUCCCGAACUUCUAGGAUUGCUUUUGAACGAUGCUAAUUAUUCCAAUUGUCUCACGUAUAUUCAAAGCGAAAUGAAGAAAAAUAAAGAACAAGAUAAUUCAGAGCCUAGAAUUGAAAUUUUUCCCUCCUCCAGUAAUAAUGUUUCGAAAGAAAAGAAAAAUUUCACAAAAAACAAAUUCUUGGAAAGAAAUGAAGAGAAAGGAAAUUUAAUUAAUUACGAGGAUGAAUUAAACGAUAAAUGUUUAUGGCAAAAAUGUCGAGGUUUUACAAACGGCGAAGAUAAUGAAAUAGAAAAUGAGAAAGCGAUUUGUUUGAAAAGAAAAUUUAAAUUUGAAAUUAUAAAAUGUUUCGAUUUGAAAAAAUGUAUAGAUGCUUCUGCAACUAUUUUUCAAUAUUCCAGUGGAAAGGUAUUCGCAACAGUCGGCUCUCAUUCGGGAAUGAUUAUCACAUUGGAAAUAAAUUCGAAUUCAUAUGAGAAUUACAUUAUCCAACUACCAGACAGAAUUGAAGCAUCGAUUUUGGUUUUUGAUCAUUUUCGAGCUGUUGUUGGUUGUUAUGAUGGAAAUGUAUAUUGUUUGAAUCUCAAAAGUGGAGAGAUUUUUUGGAAAUUUCAAACAGGAGAUGCAAUUAAAUGCACGGCAAUCACUUGUUUAGAAAAAAAGAAUAUUUUCGUCGGUUCUUAUGAUCGACACAUGUAUUGUCUCUCAUUAGAGAACGGAUUAGAAUUAUGGAGAAUGAAAGCAAGCGAGGGAAGUAUUUCCGGAACAGCUCGUUUACAUAAUGAAACACAAAGUCUUUUCUUUGGAACUCUGAAUGGAACUUGUGUCAGUUUAGAUCAAGUUUCAGGUAAUAUCAAGUGGCAAUAUUCAUUCUUGGAUCCUGUUUUUUCAGCGCCAGCAAUUCUCGAAACUGGAAACGUUAUUAUUUUUGCUAGUGUCUCUGGAAAACUUGCAUGCCUCAAUAUUGAAUCUGGAGAAAAGUUAUGGACUUAUACUAUAAAUGGAAAUAUAUUUUCUCACCUGGUCACUGUGAAAAAUCGAGAAUCAAUAUUAUUUGCAAGUAGAAAUAAAAUUCUUUAUUAUCUUGAAUGUAAUUUAAAACCAAAUUUAAAAUUCUCGUCAAUGAUGGAGAAUUCAAUUAUUGCAACACCAUGGUAUGCAGAAAAAUUAAUUUUAAUUGCCUGCAUCGAUGGUAGUUUACAAAUUCUCGAUUCGAAUUCUGGAGAAAUUCUCACCAGUUAUAAACUUCCUGGAGAAGUAUUUUCUUCACCUGUAUUGUAUCGAGAUCUCAUUAUUGUUGGUUGUCGAGAUAACAAUUUAUAUAUUUUAAAACUUUUCGAUUCAAAUUAAAAAUAAAUAUAUUUUAAAUUAAAAAUCCAUUUGGUAUCAAAUUGAAUUUUUUUUAAGGAACACUGAAUGAUAAGCAUAAAUAUAAGAGAGAAAGUAGCACAAUAUGUUUUUAUUUGUAAGGUUCUCGUAUUACAGUAAUCGCCAUAUCCUGAAAAUGUUUCGCUUGGCGAAACGGAUAUUUUUAUGUUUUGAUAAUUUGUGAGAUUGUACGUUAUGUUGAUUCACGUGUAGCUAGAAUUUUAGCUUUAUUAUGCAAGGGCGUGGAAGCACGGCAAAAACUUUUUUUUUUAAUUAUUCAGACACAGUAAACAUGCUUUUCUUUUUUUUUUUUUUUCUUU
Molecule: messenger RNA, 3478 nt
Organism: Leptopilina boulardi
Lineage: Eukaryota; Metazoa; Arthropoda; Insecta; Hymenoptera; Figitidae
Gene: Aasdh
Product: beta-alanine-activating enzyme
Exons: 9
Coding region: 123-3140 (1005 amino acids)
Biological process (GO): amino acid activation for nonribosomal peptide biosynthetic process
Molecular function (GO): protein binding
Source: RefSeq, a predicted model, not a curated record